This is a messenger RNA of Macrosteles quadrilineatus (aster leafhopper), 852 nucleotides long. Its product is annotated as E3 ubiquitin-protein ligase Siah2-like. NCBI's taxonomy places the organism in Eukaryota, Metazoa, Arthropoda, Insecta, Hemiptera, Cicadellidae. Gene Ontology annotation, molecular function: ubiquitin protein ligase activity. The transcript is spliced from 2 exons. Gene Ontology annotation, cellular component: cytoplasm. The coding region runs from base 64 to 819 and encodes 251 amino acids. The record is from RefSeq and is a predicted model, not a curated record.
UGUUAGUUUCAGCAGAAUGUGAGCUAGUGAAUCAAGCUUACAUCUAACACGCACUACAACUUCAUGGAUUCACUGAGUGAGGAGGAGUUGAGAUUGAUCGUAGCCAGACAGAUGGAGGCCGCUCAGUGUUGUGUGUGUUUAGAGCCUCUGCGUCCCUCGGUGGUGGUGUGUGUGCGCGGUCACGGAGUGUGUCAACCCUGCAGACUCAGGUUGGCCAACUGUCCCAUCUGCAAACAACCGUUUUCCCCAGACAAGCCCAUACUGUUGGCACAACUGUUAGACACACUGCCACAUGAGUGCCAACACAAAGGAUGCUCUUACUUUGUCCGAGCAGGGGACGACCACGAGGCUUGGUGCGGUCACAUUCGUUCUAGCUGCAAAAAAUGUGACUGGAUCGGCAGUGGAGAGAGCGUUCUCGACCACGUGAAAGAAGAGCAUUCCAAACUCCACAUAUUCAAGGAAAAAAACUACUGCCGAUUGGAGAAUUUUGAUCCAGAGGAAGAGAUUUGCGACUUUGUUCCUUUCUACGUCCACGGACAGUUUUUCUGGGGAGAGUGUUCUAUAGAUUUGAGAAAACAGUGCUUAAGCUUGAGGUAUCAUUUGGUGCGGAACGGGAAAGUUGAUCGAGACGUUUAUGUAGUGGUUCAAAUGAAAAACUCCACAAUGCAUAACACGUACAAGUUGAAGCUGUGUAUGGACCAGGUGAAACCGAAGGAUAAUGUGAUUUCUAUUGGAUUGUCAGGUUUGAACGCGUUUGUUGACAAACAUAAUAAUCUGUGUUAUCAAGUAGACUUUGUGUUGGGAAACUCCUUGGGAUGAAAUGUUACAUAUAACUGUCAUUUGUCCAACAUA